UCUGCUCGUGGUGGUGGAAUGAACAGGGCUGAUAAGAUAUUGGGACUUAGUCGUCGAACCGGUUCCCAUGUGGAAGCAUUCCUUUCUCCGUUGUCUCAGUUUGGCUGAUGUAGUGUCGUCUCACUAGCCAAGUCUACUCCUCAACAGCACCAUUAAAUCUCUCACAGACUCAAUAAUUUACGGGGGCAAAGUGACAUUUCCAUUAAUCCUACAUAGAUCAAUCCACUACUAGUAAUAUAACACUACAUCUACACUAAAGUGGAAUUUUCGCAACCUUAUCUGCGUUCCUCUGGUUGCUUCUUCUGUAUGUGACGUGUGAGUUGCAGCCCAUUGUGUAACACAGACUGGUACAUACGUCGUGUAAGUGUAAAAUUGUAUCAAGAGUACUCAAAGUUAAAAUCAUCCACCAUCAUUUGUGACUCGUGUAAGUUUCUUAUUCAAACCGGUACACACCUGUCAAAAUCAAUCCUUGCAGAAUGUCAUGGACAGUCAUAGUCAAUGCAACUUCAGGGCGAGCUGUUAGAGUGUAUUUACUUCCAGCCAGCGACGGCCCGAGGUCAUUUAACCCUUCAAUCACAGGGUCCUUUGAAAACUGUGACCUGUUUUUAGACCAAGCAUAGAAGAGGAGGAGGCGAAAGUGAACAUUUGCAGUUCACAGUUUAAAGAGACAACUUUCCCCACUCUCGACUUUCACCUACUCCACAAAAUCGUCUGAAUUUAGCGAGCGCCUCAACUCUACAGGGUAACACUUGCAAAUUGAUGGAUCAUCAAAGUCUGAAUAACUUUGUAACAAACAUCAAUGCCUGAGUGGCUGGGUGUUGAUGAUGGAGAGGGCCAUCUAAUGUGCAUAUGUGUCACACAAAGGGUAAUGUGAUAAUAUGUGAGAAGAUAACCUAGACAGGUUUAAUUAAUUAUAAACUCAUUACCACUUUUGACGUGCAUUCAAUUGAAGGACAUAUUUGCAGCCCCUUCGUGUCUACAUACUCGGCUGGUUGGAGAGUCAGCGUUCAAAAAACAGAGUUGAAACACAUAAAUGAUCUUUGACUUGACACUCGUCUUUGUCUGCCCUGUGCUGAUUGAUGACAGGAUCCAUACAUCAUCAAAAGUGACUUGGUUCAAGAUUAAGCCCGUUACGUACUCAUUAAAUAUAAACUUACUCAAUCUUAAUUCUUAUUCUUACCACAAGGCCAAAAGUUGCAUAACAGAGUUUGUAAAUUAACACAUUUCUUGGGCUGGGAAAAUUACAUCAAGUUGAAGUGAAAUCAGUACAAAUCGAAUUACUGAUUAAUCAAUUUAAUAUACUUGCGUACAUGGUUUUACGGACAAUUUAUUGGUUUUAUUCGUGAGCAAUUUUCAUAACUUUGUAAAACUUUAUUACAGCGAACCACCUCAUCAUCUGAUUGCUUUUACCAGAUAAAUCCAUUUACGUGCUAAAAAGAUCAUCUCCCUGAGACCACCAAUUAAUAAUCACCAAUAUUACUACCACCUCCAGCAAGUUAUUUGAAAGAGACGUGCGCAAUUAUUAGAUUAUUUCUAAUUGCAAGAAUAAUUAAUUGUUACAUAACCUUCUCAUCAUAAUUGACUUACCUGUGCUUAUCUUUAGUCAAUACAAAUAUCAGUUGUCGUCAAAGUUAAGACAGUUUUAUCUCCUCCUGUAAUUAUAGGACAUAUGUAUGUACAUAUUGUAGAGUGUAAAAGUAAAUAUUUAUCGUAACAUUAAUGAGAAAUUAGGGUUGAGAUUAUGACGAGUCUUAUGAUGGUGGUAAUCUUGUAGAUAUUUAGUUGGAAAAGAAGAUUGUCCAAAGUGCGUGAUGCAGACAGGGUCUAGAAGCCGAAUAUCGGAGUUUGGCAAGUAUUGAAAGUGGAAGUAAUAAAAUUUAAGGUGCAAUAAUAACUGAUUCUACUGACUGACUCACUACUGCAUACUGUAAGAGGAACUGGCUCUCUGUGGUGUCUGACGGCAUUGAUGCUGGAAAUGGGCCAUAAAAAGUAAAUACUUUUUGUGAGCUGAAUGAUAAUGACAAGUAUGGGUGACAAUGCCCAAUUUGUAUUUUCUGAAUUACCACGAAAGUGAUUUAUCUCGUAGGAUGUUGGUCGAAAUCAUCACCAUCUAAGAUACAACAGAGUGCAUAAAACUGCACACCAAAAUGUGAAGCGAGUAUAGAAAAUAGCAGACUUUCUCCUUCCCCAUUCUGCUUCUGAGUUGAAAGAGUGUACUUCAGCAUUCAGUUUCUGAGUGUCCGGCCUUCGAAGGCGAAAGGAAGGAAGCACGAUAAUACGUUCUUGGAAUGCGAUGCAACUAGCUCUUAUCCCUACAUUGUGACGACUUAAUCACGUGAUUGAUGGGGUUUUGAUCUCACCAUCGAGCCCUUCAAACGGGAACUUUGGGAUACCUUCCGUCUACCUAUUUCUUCAAGCAUCCCACUUGCACAAUUUCCUCCAGGCCUCUUGAGGGAAUAUCUAAGGAAAGGACACACUCAAAUUCUGAAGAGAAGAGUGAAUGGCGUGAAGAACUGUUUCUCUGAAUAAUUUCCCACAUACUUAUUCUCGUUGAGUGAGUUAAGGGAGGAGGAGACGACGAUCAAGCAGCGGAUCUGUCUGUGGGGUGGUGGUGGCAGACCUUCGGAGAUGCCCAACCGACCGCACCGCAACGACGUGACCAGGGAACCUGAAGCUAAUAAGUUCGUAGUUGGUGCUCCAAGAAAGCCACCUCGCACUCACUCCACUUUCUCCUCCAUCCGUUUCUCCCUCAUUAUAAAUACAAUAGUCAGUUUGUUUAUAAUACAUGUUUGUGCUUGAAAACGUGUGCUCCAUGACCAAGUAGCAGAUUAGUGGAUGAACAAUAUUGGAACACGAAGAGGAGGAGGUAUACUUCAUAGUGAAACGUUAAACCUCGACUCUGAUCGCUUGUGUCAAGAUGUGUGUUUGGAUAAUAAUGGGAAAAGAGUUACUUGUCAUGCCGGUGGUGGGUGUGGGGACUGAUUGAAAUGUUGGAAAAUGAACUGUCACAUGAGAAUGUCGCACAUUAUUUUGCUUUUGCUUUGGACGCUUUGCUACAGUGGAACUGGCAGCAGCAGAAACAAUGACAAUGGUCAAAGUGACACUAGUACAACCUCAGGUAACAGAAAUGUGAGUAUCACGGCGUCAUCAACGCAACCACUACAUAACUUGAGCCCUAAGGGAACAAACAAGUUACAAUUAGUUACCACUGUCACCACUCCCAUUCCCAACAACGAGGCUGUACAGAAGGAGCAGCUAAAAAUUACAGUAAGAUCAAAACUAUGGUCCCCGUAUAGGAAUGUUGUGGAUGAUUUCCUUGAGGAAAAUGAGGACGACGAGAGAAUCAGCACAGCCCCUUCGACUUUCUCCACAGGAAAAAGCAUUUCUACACAAAGUCAAAGUGGGGGCAAUGAAAUACAAGCACUUAAUGACGAGAAAAUGUCAGAUAGCCCUCAAAAACGUCCAAUUAUAUCCUCAAUCAGACAUUACCGGUCAAGGAAAAGCUUCGUGCGGACAAGGAAGACUCCUUCGGACCCUAGCAUCGUAAAGUCUCAGUCCGACCUCACGGCUAAAAGCAGUCAUGUAGUAGAUUUAGACGAUGAAGAACAAGGCGAUCAACCAUUUAGCCACGCUUCUACUGAUGCGAAAGUUGCAUCUGGUGGUGUUCGAAGCUUUGGAAAACUAGUAGAGGGAAAACCAAGUACCAAAACUGGACAAAGCAGUAGUAGUACUACGACCAGUAGUAGUGGCAGCAUUUCGGUUGAAACUGACGGAGAAAUGGUUUAUGGAAUUCCAUAUUUCAUCUCACCAACAGUCAAAGUAGGCAACACGUCCACAAAAGCACAAAAAAUUGACAAGUUACUUUUGCCCAAAAAAACCCUUAUGCCCAUCAUCACUUCUUCCAAUAUCAGGAACAGUAGCAUCAGUAGCAGCGAUCGUAGGAUAGCAUCUCCCGAAUCAUACUCCACGGACACCAGGUAUGGAGCACCCGUGUUGCAACCAACUUUAGAUAAUAAGUUUACAACAAAAGACAGUAGUGUCAACUCGAGUAACAAGGCACGACAACAACAAAUUUCUCCUCAACCAACCAAGAAAGCUAAAGGUGGUGGAGGUGGAGGUGGGAAGAGAUCAAGAGGGGGAAAGGCUGCUGGGACGAGAAAACCAGAAUAUGCGGAUGGAGAUGAGAACAAAGCCCCAGAUGAUGACGGUUUUGGCCGAAUUUCAUCUUCCCCCAAUCCAUCACUAUCUCUGGAUAAGCGAAGAAAUGGGAAAAAGAAAAAAAUUGGAGGAGAUUUUCAGCACGAUGCGUUCAGAAAAGUAAAGGAGAAAACGAGGAAGGCUUCUCGUCUGCCUGCUGAUAUCCGAGACCAAUCGGAUUAUAAAUCUAAUUACAAUUUGGAGCCCCUCAGUAAUGAUAAUGAUCCUAUGGGAGGUGGUGGUGGUGCUGCCUCACCAGAAACACAGGACCAAAGUCGUCCAUGGGAGAACUUGGCCAAUAAUGGCGGCGGCGUUCACGUUGAAUCGGAAUAUUUUCCCAAUGCCCUAGAUGAAGGCACUCGUGAACGCAGUGGUGCGUUUAAGGAUGAUGAUGACGAAGCCUCAAAUCCUGUCGAGUCUGAUGAUGAGUACGAUCACGUUGCCACCAGCUCUGCCAGUCCAUCGCAGAAUGAAAAACCAGGAUCAGACAUUGUGACAGUAUUUUUGCGAAUAGUCGAGUCUCAACACACUCUUGGAGCGAAUUGCACGCGAGGUACAGAUUUUAACUUGGGCGAUGGAGUUGUUGAUCGCUACGCCCAAGAGAGAUUUAGACUUGAGGCUGAGUUGACUGUAAACCGUGCAAAUAUGUUGACUCGGUUUUGGAAAUAUGCUGAGCCAAAAUCUCUCGAAGAUGAAUACCUUCUCCACGCGAUGGUUAUCUCCCUGAUAGAAUUUGAUGAGGAUAUUUUUGCAGCUGGCAACUGCUACGAUGAGAACCAGUACAAGAAUUACACACUGUUUUGUCCGUACGGGUAUCGUGAACAGGACGGGUCCAUCCUUGUGAAAGACCUUUCUCUGGAAUAUCCGUAUCUCAGCAAUACUUCUGAAUGGUUCUACAAGGCUCGGAAAGACGCGGAAAUCGUCAUCAAGAACUACAACCAAUUUAGACGAGGUUCCCACAGCUUCCGUUGGAAUGAAACGAAUUUGGUUGAAGAAGAAAUCUUGAACGUAACAUAUGAGGAUGGGAAAUGGAGCAAACCUUACUUCGAUUGUGGAGGAGGGAAUAUUUGGAUGAUAACUUACAUGGUUCCGUUCUUUGGCUAUAACGGCCACAAUGAGACAUAUUAUUUCAAAGGGACAAGUGGGAUCGAUAUCGAUUUGAGAAGAGUUGAUAUUGACCAGUGUCCAUUACCAGCCAAUUCAACGGAGCUCAACAUAUUCGCAGCUUCUGACAAAUGUAAAAACGCUACAACCAAGUGUGUGCCACUAAAAGGACUCGGAUUUCGACGUGGAAGCUAUCGAUGUAUAUGCAAGGAUGGGUUUUACUUUCCCAAUGUCUCGUCGGCACACAAGUAUUUCAAUGGCACUCUGCUCGAGGAGGAGUAUGAAAAAAAGUUUACUGGAUUCUGGCAGAACGAGACGAGUCUUUACGACAUGGACGGCCUAUUCGAGUGCCUCCCGUGUCCAUUUGGCUGUGAUACCUGUGUUGACGAUAGGCCCUGUGUCGUUUCACUCAACUGGUUGAUGAGAACUGCAAUUCUCAUCCUCCAAGGCGCAAUUAUUGCCAUGCUGCCGAUAGUCGGACUUUUCACUUACAAAUACUCUAAUGUUAAGGUUGUCCGCGCAGCAAGCCCAGUUUUGCUACGAUUCAUCGUCCUUGGAGCUUUCUUCAUCUACUGCACCAUUCUGGUGAAUUAUCCGAGUCCAAGUGUAAUAACCUGCACUCUCAGAGUAUGGUUACGGGAGAUUGGUUUUUCUCUGGCCUAUGGAAGCCUACUUCUCAAGACAUGGAGAAUUUCCGUCAUCUUUCGAGUUCGAUCGGCCAAAGCCAUAAAGAUAACAGAUCUUGAUUUAAUGAAACGAUUGGGCGCCAUCGUCGGUACAUUUACUUCAUUACUUGUGAUAAGAACCCUGGUUGCACCUCCCAUUGCAAUCGUUAGCUACACUGCGGACGAACUUAAGGCUUGGCUGUGUAAAAGCGAUUGGUGGGACCAUUCCAUGAUGAUCAUGGAGCUCUGCUUCCUGGUUUGGGGUAUCCGCCUAUGCAUCGUCGUCCGCAAAGCUCCGUCGGAAUUUAAUGAAAGCAAAUUUAUUUCACUCGCCAUUUACAAUGAGUUUCUACUCUCACUCUUCCUCAACAUUUCAAUGCUCUUCCUUCAGUCACCAGCCAACCCAGACCUCCUUUACAUCAUUUUCUUCUGCCAUGUCCAAUUCACCAUGACGCUUCUCCUAUGCCUCAUUUUUGGCAGUAAAGCAUACAUAGUUUUUCGAGGACAGGGGAAAGGAGGUUCGGACGAGUCCAGUAGAGUGCCAACAUCAAAAUUCAUUAGCAAGAGUAGAUCUGGCCAAACCACAAAACAAACCAGUGCACACAAUUCCACCACCGGCCUUCAUUCCUCGACCACUUCCACCAGCCACGAUCCAAAUCUCAACUCGAGGUUAUCCGAGGAUGUGCAGGAAGAGUUUCGUCGUCUCUACUUUCAAUUAGAAGAGUUGAAGGAGAGGAACAUGAGGCUAGGAAAUCGACACUUGGUUGCCAAAAUAGCAGCAAUGCAAGAGGCAGCCGACAAUAUUCUUUGCACAUCAGCUCAAAUCAACGGUCAACAAACAGGCUCAGGGUCUUCGCCUAAUGUAAAAGGCAAAUCCGGCGUGCUUUCAGACAUCUCAGAGGAAAAUCCAGAGGAAAAUCCUUCGCUACCCCAAUCCACGGCCCAAACUCCCAAGUUGUUAGAAGCAACAGGGAAUCCUCCAGAAUUUUUUUCCGGAAACCCUGCUGCUGAAUGUGAAGAGGAGGACCAUCGAUUUACCACCACCAUCAACAACUCUCCACUGAAGGACCCACUUUCGACUACGACGGACGUGGCGGUGGAAGAUGGAGAUCGCGGCCAAAUAAGUCAAAGUAAGUCAAAAGACGACGCUAGAAGGAAGCGGAGAGACGUGGUCCAGUUUAAAAAUCUGGAGCUUCAAGACACAAAUCUGGAUGAAGUGGAUUCAGAGGAGGACGAACGUGGAGUCAAGUUCGACUUAGGAGAGGACACUGCGAGGAGUGACAUCAAACCGGAUUGCAUAAACGAUGCCGAUGCCUUCGAGAGUAAUAAGGAGGGUUGUGAGAACAUUCCCAUGCAGUCACUCAGGAAGAGACGGCAUAAACAGAAGCAGAGCUCCACUAAUCCCACCGACUCACAAAGUGCUAUGCAUUCCUCCUCCUCAGAAAUUGGAAAACAACAAAAGUCCCAAAAUCACAGCGGAACAAACAAUUCAAAAUUGGUCCUUGAUUUAGAUGAUAAGUCCAGAUUUACCGAGGAAAUCACAGUAUGACUGUAAAAUAGGCGGUGACCAUAUUGGAAACUACUUACGAAACUACCUCCACGAAACAUCACUUGUUAAAGGUAUAUGUACACAGACAUAGUAAAAUAGAACAUGUUCAAUACUAUGCAAUCUACCAUCGUCGCAUUUACAAACGUACGCACCAUGCAUAUACUUUUCCUAUAUCAGACAAAGUGGCCUAUGUAGCACCGUUAUGUAAACUUUCACCAACCAUUCUGCCCCACGGAUGUUAAGCUUUGUGUCUUAUGCCUAUUUUUAUACUAACGGGAAAUUCAAUGGGUCUCCGCCUUUGAGCUUUUGAUUUUAAUACACCAACAAGCUUGUUGAGCACGAAGCAAGAGUCGAAGAAAGUUGUUUGCAAAUACUACAGACACACGAGCGAACGACACUCCAUAUGCUCCUCUCUCCUUCCGUGUUCCUCUGGAGAGAGCGUUAUUGAUCUCUCUGUGGUGCAGUUUUGCAUCCAUAAUUAUAGCUUUCUUCAUGUUUCUCAAUCUCUCUUACAUGCAAAGGUACGAAUACGAUUCAUAUGUAGCAUGUUUCAUCCAUGCCGGAAUUCAGCAAGUAGUAAAUCAGCUGGUAAAUAUGUACAUACAAGACAGAUUCGAAUCAAAGGAAGUCAAUUUUAUAUGCGACGUGUGUCGUGUGUAUGAUACACACGACAGAUGUAUAAAAUAUUUCAAAUUCCCAUUCACUGAUAUCACUGCAUGAAGUAAAAGUGUGUUCGAUUGAAGAGAUCAAAGUUCAGAUAGUACAUACCAAACAUGCAUUUUAAACAUUAUUAUUUCAUGUACACAACUACCUCACUACUUGCUCCACAACUUUUGAGGUUUGAGCUGAAUUUCGAGAACUGCUCUAAAAUUAUUGUUGCGGGUUAACUUCAUAAAUCUCAUAAUGCCCAUAAUUGGCGAUACGGGUUUUCCAUGUUGACUCUGUCUGUCGCUAAAGGGCCAAAUAUGCAAAUGAGGUGAUACGCUGGAAUAAUUCUAGUAUACAUAUUACGGUCAAGGUUGAUGUGGGCACUAUUCUGGAUCAAAAGUACAUAAAUAAAUUUUUCCUUGCUAGUCGAGUCUACAGGACACGCGUAUUACAGUAGUUGAUGCCAAAGAAGCAAACAAUACAGAUAUGUAUUUCUUGCAUAAUUGUUUUGGUGAGCGUGAUACAAGCAUUCCUGCUGAAACCAUAUUUAGCCAGCAAUCAUUACAUACAGAUACUUAGGAUUAAAAUAUAGAAGUGUGAGGGAGACUUUUUUUUACUAAACAAUGCUCUAUAAAGUUUUCUAAUUAAAUUCCGAUUCGAUGAAUCAUUUUAUCACGGGUUCAAAUUGCAAAGUGUAAAAGUAGGAAAUUCAUGAACCAAGAUGAACUUUAGUGAGAGGAGUUUUCUGCUGAAAGCUGUUUGUAACACGACUGCAGCAGAGUACUACCUUCAAGAAUUUAUAAUGUACCUUCAUUCAUAAUACAUAUGUCCUAUAUGAAACCCACGCCGACAUGCAGGAAAUCCGUUCCGAACAAUUUCAUCCAGAAUUAUAAUGCUCGGAACUGAUGGAAAUUGAGCCUAUUUCUACUAAUGCUGAAUGUGUGAAGUUAUGAGUUGAAAGCCAUGUUCAUAUUUCGAAUGUCCCUAUUGAGAUAUUUGGAAGAAUGGUGAUGGUUUCGUAAUACAUAAUAGCGACUACAGAUAUAUAUAGACCACGCCUAAUUAAGCGGAAUUGAUAAACUUAAUGAUUUGCAGUUAUAUGUAAUGAUAACGAUUACUGAGUCUGUGUGCACCACAUUAACGAUGAUAUUAUUGAUGCAUGAACAUUAGGCAAUUCAAUUUACAUUCUCUCUACACCCCUGAAAGACUUAGCUUUAUAAUGCAUAGGAAACCUGAAAUGUGCUAAUAAUGGUGACUAAUGUUGCAAAGAUCGUAUAUUAUCGUCUAUCUAUAUUGUCCGUAUACAUAAUAUGCCCGAGGAAAUAAUCUGUGAUUUAGGUUAACCAAUUUAAAUAAAUCUGUUUUCAAUAAUUUCCGUAAAAAUGUUUAACAACGUGGUAAUAGGAUAAUACAACUUUCUCCUGAAUGAAUUUCUGCGAUAUGUCCAACUCUUGUAUGCCAAGACAUUCUACAUAAAUGUGUACAGUGCUCGUUGACUUAAUACUGUUACACAUGUAUAAUAAAUGUUAUUUUAAAGUUUA
This is a messenger RNA of Folsomia candida, 9704 nucleotides long. RefSeq lists its product as uncharacterized. The record is from RefSeq and is a predicted model, not a curated record. Lineage: Eukaryota; Metazoa; Arthropoda; Collembola; Entomobryomorpha; Isotomidae. The transcript is spliced from 23 exons. Gene Ontology annotation, cellular component: membrane. The coding region runs from base 2998 to 7515 and encodes 1505 amino acids. Gene Ontology annotation, biological process: G protein-coupled receptor signaling pathway. Gene Ontology annotation, molecular function: G protein-coupled receptor activity.